AACAUUUUUUUCAGUGGACUGGUAGACAUCCAGUGAAUUGGACACAGAUUCAAGAUCUAUAACGGAGCAUUGGGAGAGGUUACAAGGAGAGAACGAGAGAGAGGGAACGGGGAAAAAAUGGACUGGGUAUCAAAUUACAAUCCUUUUUCUCUGUCACUUCUCUGGCACGUAAAAGUGGGAGUCGGGAGGCAAGUUGUUUGAGAUCACGCACGUUCUUCGUAUAAAUCAAAUGAUUUGCAUUUUCCCCCCGUGGGCUUUGUGUUUUCAGAGUGUUUAAAAAAAACGUCUCAGUGACUUUGGAGAGAGAAUUGGGGAAUAAUCAAAUCCCAGUCUGCAGCCGGCGGAGUCUGGAAUGAGUUGAAACUGACGCGAUGGCAUUCGCUGCAAGUUGGGAAACUGACACAUUUUCUGGGACAAACAGAGGCAGGGAAAGAGGCCAAUAACCAAUCGGAAGAAGUUUCGAGUGGAAGGGGAUUAAUUCCCCGCUUUCAGAGAGGUGAAAAUUAAAGUUCGAAGAUAGGCAACGGGGUGCGCGUGUGUGGAGAGGGUGAAGAUUUCUUUCAACUUUGCAACUGGAAGUCUGGAAGAAUCAAGAUGUCUACCGGCUGGCAGUCUUUUGUUAAAGCGGCUACAGUCUCCCUGCUUUUACUCUGGACCUUCCUGGAGCUGAGCGGCACUAACCAAACGUUUCCCCACGACCGCUGCAAAAAAGUAUCGGACUGCGAGCCCCUGAGAUACAAUACAUGCAUGGGUUCGGUUCUACCUUACACCCACACAUCGCUCGCUCUGGCUGAAGACUCCAACACCCAAGAAGAGGCUCACAACAAUCUGGUCCUCUGGUCAGGAUUGAGGAAUGCUCCAGGCUGUUGGAGUGUGAUUCAACAGCUUUUGUGUGCUGUCUACAUGCCAAAAUGUGAAAAUGGGAAAGUGGAACUACCUGGUCAGAUUAUGUGUCAAAUCACCAGAAGCCCCUGUGCCAUUGUGGAGCGAGAGAGAGGCUGGCCUGACUUCCUGAAGUGUUCAAAUGAUCGAUUUCCUGAAGGAUGCCUGAAUGAAGUUCAGAACAUCAAAUUUAACAGCUCUGGUCGGUGUGAGUCCCCUCUGGUACGUACAGAGAAUCCCAAGAGUUGGUACGAGGAUGUGGAAGGAUGUGGAAUCCAGUGUCAGAACCCGCUCUUCACAGACAAUGAACAUGAUGCCAUGCACAUCUAUAUCGCUGUCUUUGGAUCCAUUGCCAUUCUGUGCACAUUCUUCACAUUGGCUACUUUUGUUGCUGACUGGAAGAACUCUAACCGUUACCCUGCUGUCAUCUUGUUUUACGUAAAUGCCUGUUUCUUCAUUGGGAGCAUUGGCUGGCUUGCACAAUUCAUGGAUGGAGCACGGAAAGAGAUUGUGUGCAAGGCAGAUGGGACCAUGCGACUUGGAGAGCCAACGUCCAAUGAAACACUCUCCUGUGUUAUAAUAUUCAUUAUAGUCUACUACUCUCUCAUGUCUGGGGUGAUCUGGUUUGUGAUGCUGACCUACGCUUGGCACAUGUCAUUCAAGGCCCUCGGCACCACCUAUCAGCCUCUUUCUGGAAAGACAUCCUACUUCCAUCUCGUCACUUGGUCAAUCCCAUUUAUAUUGACUGUCGCCAUAUUGGCUCUGGCACAGGUGGAUGGAGACUCGGUGAGUGGAAUCUGCUUUGUUGGAUAUAAGAAUUAUCACUUCCGGGCAGGGUUUGUCCUGGCUCCAAUUGGGCUUGUUCUGCUGGUUGGUGGCUAUUUCCUUAUAAGAGGUGUCAUGACUCUAUUUUCAAUUAAAAGUAACCAUCCUGGGCUCCUGAGUGAGAAAGCAGCCAGUAAAAUCAAUGAAACAAUGCUGCGUCUUGGCAUUUUUGGAUUCUUGGCAUUUGGCUUUGUCUUCAUCACAUUUGGAUGCCAUUUCUAUGAUUUCUUUAACCAGGCUGACUGGGAGAGGAGUUUCCGUGACUAUGUUCUGUGUGAAGCCAAUGUCUCUAUUGCUGAGCAAACCAACACUCCCAUUCCCGAAUGUAGCAUCAAGAAUCGCCCUAGCCUUCUAGUGGAAAAGAUAAACAUAUUUGCCAUGUUUGGGACUGGCAUUGCAAUGAGUACCUGGGUCUGGACCAAAGCUACCAUCUUAAUAUGGAAAAGGACAUGGUUUAGAAUUAUCGGCCGAAGUGAUGAUGAGCCAAAACGAAUUAAGAAGAGUAAAAUGAUUGCCAAAGCUUUUUCAAAACGAAAGGAGCUGUUGAAAAAUCCAGACAAGGAACUGUCGUUCAGUAUGCAGACAGUGUCUCACGAAGGACCAGUAGCUGGAAUCAACUUCGACCUGAAUGAACCAUCUGCUGACCUCUCAUCUGCCUGGGCUCAACAUGUAACAAAGAUGGUGGCCAGAAGGGGAGCCAUUUUACCUCAUGACAUUUCAGUCACUCCAGUAGGGACACCAGUGCCACCAGAUGAGAACAAGAGGAACCUUUGGAUCAUUGAAGCUGAGAUUCCCCCAGAACUACAGAAAAAAGCUGGGAAGAAGAAGAAAAAGAGAAAGAAAGGCAUUAGACCCCUUGGGCCUACGGAGGAGAUGCAUGACAUGGGCUAUUGCACAGAGAGAGCGUCGAGCACUGUUCCACACUUACCCAAGUUACCUAGGCAAAAAAACUUGGUGUCAAAAGCUAUGGAACCAACUGAUGUUCAGGAUAAUUUACCAGGCACUCUCCUGGAAUCCGGAAUCAACUCUGGAUCAAGCAAUGGGAGGUUUCUCAUUGGAGCAUUCAACAGCUCCUUGGGGUACAGGCUGAAUGCACCUCUGAAUUUGAUUGCAAACCCUCUUUCAAAUGACGAUGUCUUGGAGGAUCAGCUGGAACUUCCCCGAGGAGACCAACUCUGGCUCCCACAGAGAACAUGUAAAAACCCAUUCCCCUAUUCCUCAGCCAAUGUUGAAUUUGGAAGACUCCCUGUAAUUAAUAUCCCUCACAUGCCAAGAUCUGAAAACAGAAGGACUGCUAUUGCACCUGUACAUUCCAGAACAAAUCUAGUGGACACAGAAUUGAUGGAUGCUGACUCUGAUUUUUGAAUAUUGGCCUAGUAUUGGUAUUAAUAAGGCAUCAUCUACUUGAGAAGCAACAUAUCUGAUUCCAACUAGGAACUUUGGUAAAUAUCUGUUACAGACCACCUAAUUAAUGCAAGUGGUAUUUUACUAAAGUCUGAAUGUGCAUGGUUAGCAACUGAAAAUAAUUUUAAUGUUCAAAUGGGUUCACAGAAGUGCUUCUCUACUUAUUUAAGAGAUUACAGCAUUCCUUCACAUGAGGUUCAAUCUAUCGUGAAGAGGCCCUCCACUUUAAUGCUCAAGGUUGUAGAGUAUAUAAGUAAUGAAUUAUCAUAAUUGGCCAACUUGGUAAAGUUAUUGGAGCUUUUUUAGAGCUGAGGGAUAGUGAAUUAUUCUAAGGGACAGGAAUCAAAUAACUCCCAUGUCAUAACUUCUGCUGGGCCAGGAUUAUUCAUUGAGCUUUAUGCAUGUUGAUCACGCUUUGCCUUCAGUUAGUUACAGUAAACAAAUAGGCCAUCUGGUCCAUUCUGUGUUGGUCAACCAUAUCCUAGAGUUCUACUGAGUUCUGCCUCCUAAGAUUCUUAUCUGAUCGUACCAUUAAGUUACAGACUUGAUGUGUUUUAUUUUACAAAGACCUAAUUGUUCCCCAAUGUAAUAUUUUAACAUUAAGAAUAUUACACAAAAACAUUUUGAUCAGAUUGAGGAAAUAAUGUGAUCAAGUUUGACUUGGAAAACUCCGUAUUCUCUGAAUGGAAGGGAAAUGUUAGUCAUGACAAACUGAAAGUGUCAAUAGCAUCAAGAUAUACCAAACCUGCCUCAGAGAAGAGAUCAGUAAUGUUUAUGUGGUCCAAGAUAUUUGGGCAUGAGUUGUGCCCAAGCUAAAUGAAGAAAUAUGGUGCCAUCUAAUCUUUUGUCUGGAUACUGGGGGUAUGCACUGUCCAUCUUCUCAUUCUUAACAUUCUGCAAACUACAGACAUCAAAACCUCUAGUGUCCAGAAUCCAUCCCAGACCAAAUCCCCAAUAGUCUUGUGCUUACUUAUAUUGGCUUCUGAUGAUCCCAACACUUCAAAUUUAUAAUCCUCAACUUUGUGCUGAACUCACUUGAUGGCAUCAUCCCACUGUAUCUCUGUAAGCACCUUCCUCCCUAUAACCUUCCUUUAUUACCUCUGCGCCCCCCUCUGCUUCUCACUUGUCUUUCCAUCCUUAAAAAUUGCUCUUUGACCAGUUUUUAGUCACCUUUCCUAAUCAGAUAAGGGAUAGCAGAUUUAAAAGUGAUGAGGAAAAAUUAUUUCUCUUAAAGAGUCAUGAAUAUGUGGAAUUCACUAUCCCAGAGUGUAGUGGAUGCCAGGACAUUCAGUAAAUUUAAGGAGGAGAUAGACAGAUUUUUAAUUACUAAGGAGUUAAAACGUUAUGAAAAGUGGACAGAAAAGUGGAGUUGAGACAGAGGAGAUCAACCAUCAUCAUAUUAAAUGGCGGAGUAGGCUCAAGGAUUGGAAUUAGGCCAAAGUGAAGACUGCAGAUGCUGGAGAGUAGAGUCGAGAGUGUGGUGCUGGAAAAGCACAGCAGGGUAGGCAGCA
Messenger RNA from Chiloscyllium plagiosum (whitespotted bambooshark), 4622 nucleotides. RefSeq names its product smoothened, frizzled class receptor (gene smo). Gene Ontology annotation, cellular component: plasma membrane; cilium; dendrite. Gene Ontology annotation, molecular function: transmembrane signaling receptor activity; patched binding. Gene Ontology annotation, biological process: smoothened signaling pathway; pattern specification process; commissural neuron axon guidance. Lineage: Eukaryota; Metazoa; Chordata; Chondrichthyes; Orectolobiformes; Hemiscylliidae. The record is from RefSeq and is a predicted model, not a curated record.